Cryphonectria parasitica EP155 is the source of this 885-nucleotide messenger RNA. RefSeq lists its product as uncharacterized. Gene Ontology annotation, biological process: mitochondrion organization. Gene Ontology annotation, cellular component: membrane; mitochondrion. The transcript is spliced from 4 exons. Lineage: Eukaryota; Fungi; Ascomycota; Sordariomycetes; Diaporthales; Cryphonectriaceae. The record is from RefSeq and is a predicted model, not a curated record. Bases 1 to 885 code for a protein of 294 amino acids.
AUGUCGAACCGGAAUCCGAUGGAGGAGUAUAUGCAGCGGUUGCAAGCUCCACCACAGUUUGCUUUCGGCGCCAUCGGCGGCCUAGUCCUCCUUCUCGGAGGCGGUAUGGCCCUGAGCAACGCGCUCUUCAACGUCGAUGGUGGUCACAGGGCGAUCAAGUAUAAGAGAAUAAGUGGUGUGGGCAAGGAGAUCUACAACGAAGGAACGCAUUUCAAACUACCCUGGUUCGAGCAAGAGGUCAUUUACGACGUACGAGCGAAGCCCCGGAACGUGUCCUCCCUUACUGGCACCAAGGACCUGCAGAUGGUCAACAUCACCUGCCGUGUCCUAUCCAGACCAGAGAUCCAGGCCCUGCCCCAGAUUUACCGAACCCUCGGCCAGGACUACGACGAGAGGGUGCUGCCCUCCAUUGUGAACGAGGUGCUCAAGAGCGUGGUGGCCCAGUUCAAUGCCAGCCAGCUGAUCACCCAGAGAGAGAUGGUGGCCAGGCUAGUGCGGGAGAAUCUCUCCCGGAGAGCGUUGCGCUUUAACAUCCUGUUGGACGACGUUUCUCUGACGCACCUCGCAUUUUCUCCCGAGUUCACGGCAGCAGUGGAAGCAAAGCAGGUCGCACAGCAGGAGGCGCAGCGCGCAGCUUUUGUCGUCGACAAGGCCCGCCAGGAGAAGCAGGCAAUGGUGGUCAAGGCGCAGGGUGAGGCACGCUCUGCAGAGCUGAUCGGUGACGCCAUCAGGAAGAACAAGGCGUACGUCGAGCUGAAGAAGCUGGAGAACGCGAGAGCCAUCGCGCAGAUCAUGCAGGAGAACGGCGGCAAGAACAGGCUGCUGCUGGAUGCGGAGGGUCUGGGCCUGAACGUGUUUGAGAAGAAGGAGGGUGAAAACAAAUAA